Molecule: messenger RNA, 1271 nt
Organism: Hyaloscypha bicolor E
Lineage: Eukaryota; Fungi; Ascomycota; Leotiomycetes; Helotiales; Hyaloscyphaceae
Product: S-adenosyl-L-methionine-dependent methyltransferase
Exons: 9
Coding region: 107-1159 (350 amino acids)
Molecular function (GO): methyltransferase activity
Source: RefSeq, a predicted model, not a curated record
CAACGACGCUCCUUCUCAUCCUAGCUUGCUGAUCCAUUCCACUCCUUUGAAAUCGCAUAGCACAUCCAGGAUCUUGAUACUUGAGCAUCUUUGUCCUCCCAGCAACAUGGAGACGGCUUCAACAGCGGACGAUGCGGCUGGUCCGCCGUUGCAGGCCCCUGUAGCGCCUUCGACUUCUCUAGCCGAAAUCCCUGGUCUCGAUAUAGAUAGUCAAGCCAGUAUGGGGGAUAGCGAUUCCGCCAUUGGAAGCAUGGAGUCUUCGACGCAGUCACUCAGGGAUAGCAUCUAUGAAUACGUGGAAGAGAAUGGGCGGAGAUUUCAUAAAUACAAGCAAGGAAAUUACUUACUUCCGAACGAUGAGACAGAGCAAGACAGACUAGACCUCCAGCACCACUUGUUCACCCUGACGUUCGAUGGCAAGUUACACAUCGCCCCCAUCGAGGAACUGAAGGGUGGAAUUCACAAUGUUCUGGAUAUCGGAACUGGUACCGGUAUCUGGGCGAUUGACUUCGCGGCGACUUACCCAUCCGCAAACGUGGUCGGCACAGACCUGAGCCCCAUUCAACCAAACUUCGUCCCGGCCAACUGCAGUUUCGAGGUCGACGAUGCAGAAGACGAAUGGGUCUUCCCCCAAAAGUUCGACUACAUCCACGGCCGCGCCCUGAUGUCCUGCUUCAAAAACCACAAGACAGUCUGGGAACAUGCCUUCAAAGCACUACGUCCAGGUGGAAUUCUCGAACUCCAGGACCUGCAGAUGCCGUUGCGUUACGUCGACUCCACAGGCGAGGGAACAGCCAUGAAGCUAUGGAACGAGCGCUUCAUGGCUGGUGCGCUCGUUCUUGGCCGUGACUUCACAAAAGUCGCGAAGUACAAGGCAGUCUUGGAGGAAGUGGGCUUCGCAGACGUGGUAGAGAAGCUGUAUUAUUGGCCCGUUGGGACGUGGGCCAGGGGCAAGAAGAUGAAGACUUUGGGGGCGUGGUACAGAGAGGAUUGUCUCGCGGGACUGCAUGCAGCGAGCGCGCUUAUCUUUACGAGGGCCCUGAAGAUGACGCCUGAUGCGGUGGAGUUGUUUUUGGUGGAUGUGAGGAGGGAUAUGAGGGACAAUCGGAUUCACGCUUAUGUUCCUGUAUACGUUGUUUAUGGAAGAAAGCCACAAUAGGAGUUGGCUUGACGAACUUGUCGCCGCUGUUGGCUGAGUAGCCGUAGAGGCUAUCUGGUUAAAGAUGAUAACAUCAUUAUUGGGCCAGUCUCUGUGCACGCUUCUACUCCGC